This is a messenger RNA of Acomys russatus (golden spiny mouse), 2406 nucleotides long. It is a transcript of the gene Abhd17b, whose product is annotated as abhydrolase domain containing 17B, depalmitoylase. Lineage: Eukaryota; Metazoa; Chordata; Mammalia; Rodentia; Muridae. Gene Ontology annotation, cellular component: plasma membrane; endosome membrane. Gene Ontology annotation, molecular function: palmitoyl-(protein) hydrolase activity. The record is from RefSeq and is a predicted model, not a curated record. Gene Ontology annotation, biological process: protein depalmitoylation. The transcript is spliced from 4 exons.
GCGCUCGUUCGCGUCCUCGCGGGCCCGGGCCGGGCCGAGCGCGCAGAGUCGGCGGGCGGCGCCCGGCGGAGGACAGCGAGUCCGGCGGUCGCGACUGCCCAGCUGCAGAAGAUGAACAAUCUUUCGUUUAGUGAGCUAUGCUGCCUCUUCUGCUGUCCACCUUGCCCAGGGAAAAUUGCUUCAAAACUAGCAUUCUUGCCACCUGAUCCAACUUACACACUGAUGUGUGAUGAAAGUGGAAGCCGCUGGACUUUACACCUGUCAGAGCGAGCGGACUGGCAAUACUCUUCCAGAGAGAAAGAUGCUAUUGAGUGUUUCAUGACCAGAACCAGUAAAGGCAACAGAAUUGCUUGUAUGUUUGUGCGUUGUUCACCCAAUGCUAAAUAUACCUUACUGUUCUCACAUGGAAAUGCUGUUGAUCUUGGUCAGAUGAGCAGCUUUUACAUAGGUCUGGGGUCCCGGAUUAAUUGUAACAUAUUCUCAUAUGAUUACUCUGGAUAUGGUGCUAGUUCUGGAAAGCCAACAGAGAAGAACCUGUACGCAGAUGUUGAAGCUGCCUGGCUGGCUCUUCGGACAAGAUACGGCAUUCGUCCUGAAAAUGUGAUUGUAUAUGGCCAGAGCAUAGGGACAAUACCAUCUGUGGAUCUUGCUGCUAGGUAUGAGAGUGCUGCUGUUAUUCUUCAUUCUUCAUUGACCUCAGGAAUGUGAGUUGCUUUCCCUGAUACCAAGAAGACCUACUGUUUUGAUGCAUUCCCAAACAUUGACAAAAUCUCUAAGAUAACCUCUCCAGUAUUAAUAAUUCAUGGGACUGAAGAUGAAGUCAUUGACUUUUCGCAUGGCCUCGCAUUGUUUGAGCGUUGCCAAAGACCUGUGGAACCUCUGUGGGUUGAAGGGGCAGGACACAAUGAUGUGGAGCUUUAUGGACAAUACCUUGAGAGGUUAAAACAGUUUGUGUCACAGGAACUGGUAAAUUUGUAAACUACUCUGUAAAUUUGCAUACUGGGUUUUCUUUUCUUGCUGAACUGCACUCCUUGGUGGCGCACACCUUUAAUCCCAGCACUUGGGAGGCAGAGGCAGGCAGAUCGCUGUGAGCUCAAGGCCAGCCUGGUCUACAAAGUGAGUCCAGGAUAGCCAAGGCUACACAGAGAAACCCUGUCUCAGGGGGAAAAAAUCUGAAGGUUUUGUUUACAAAUCAUGUAAGUUGCCUUCAUAACUGUACAGGUAAUGAUUUGUUAACAGACUUAAUGAAGGUUUUAAAUACCAGAACUAGAACUGGAAAUAGCAGUAUGAUGCAGUCAGGCUGUGUAAUUUAUAUUUUUCCUGUGAAUUUUUUUUAAACAUCAAGAUGAGUACUGUAUGAAAUUUUAAUUCUAUAAAAUCAAAUGCUGUAAAAGUAUUGCCAAAUGCUUUUGCAUAUCAAAAGCAAAUUUAUAAAUAUUUUUAAACAUCUCAAUGUACUAAAUAUCCUGGUAUACAAAUGUAAUAUUCUUUCAAAAAGCUGUAUAUCUAAAGCAAUUUGAGUAUUCGGAAUAAACUGUAAAAAACAAAACUGUAUUAAAACAUCCAAGUUGAGUUGAUGUAUACUCUGUUGUACAGGGAUAGAGGCUUAAAUGGUUAUUUUAUUGUAAAAAUACAUUGACUUUUCUGUAUUCCCUGAGUAUAAUACUUUUAUCCUUUUAAAAAAAAAAGUCUUAAUUUUUAUGCCAUUCGUUAACUUACCAGCUGUUCAUCAUGUAAAUGAGAAGUCCUGAUGGCGCUGAAUUUUAACUAGUUAGGAUUUAUGUUGGUACUGUGAGACAACUACUUAACAUUUGCAUUCAGUUACUUAAAGGACAUUUGGGCUUCAAGAAUGAUUUUGUAUGCAGCGUUGUUUUAAAUUUUGACUAAUGAUUAGAAUUGUAGUAGUCUUCCUUAUAUGAAUACUUGAAACUCCAUUAGCUGUUCUUCAAGACCACGGACAGACUGGCUGUUUGAUCCCUUUCCACUUUGGCUGUUUUUAAAAGUAGGGCCUGUUCUUUUGAAUUACUAUCUGAGAAUGUUAUGGGUUCAUUCCUGAAUACAGGGGAUAAGAAAACAUGUCAUACAUCUUACAUUAACCAGUAUAGUAAAAUAAAUAAAUAAAGCUCACACAUAAAAACUAAGUUGCCUUUCCUUGAAUGAACCUUGCCUGAAUAAAUGAAAGAAAAAUAAAAUUAAACUAAUGGUAUGUAGUCUAAUUUAUAAUGAAUGAGAAUUGAAAUAAUAUACACUGUGGGUAUGUUUUUAAGGCCUUAUGUAGUUUUAAUUGUUCUGCUUGUUCUGUGGUUAUGUCUAAGACUAUAGUAUAUCAAGUACUGUGAAUGCUUGGUUCAGAUAUGUCAAAUUAACAGUAAAACAGCAAAUGUAUCACUCGGCUGUGCUUGUUUG